Molecule: messenger RNA, 1323 nt
Organism: Didymosphaeria variabile
Lineage: Eukaryota; Fungi; Ascomycota; Dothideomycetes; Pleosporales; Didymosphaeriaceae
Gene: MKK1
Product: Protein kinase C signaling pathway involved MAPKK protein
Exons: 2
Coding region: 1-1323 (440 amino acids)
Biological process (GO): protein phosphorylation
Molecular function (GO): protein kinase activity; ATP binding
Source: RefSeq, a predicted model, not a curated record
AUGUCCUCCCCCGCGCCACUCCUCCGACCGCCGAUCCCUGGCGCCCGCUCUCAGAGUGGCAGCCGUACACCUCGCCUUGGGCUCUCCAUACCCCCAUCGCCUCAUGCACGGCCUAUCGUAAAUGGCACAAGUGAUGCGCAGACACUCGGCAGACCCGCCCCUCCGAAGCUACACUUGUCGACUCCUAUGGGCACCAAUCAGACCCCGCACGAAGGUCGUGCGCAGCCUAGGGGUCUGCCACCACUACAGAUUGGUCCUGGCCUUUCACCAGCGGGAGGCUCAAGCGAUGCGAGCGCGCAUUCGAGAUCCGGGAGCUUUGGCGAGGUCCCAGCAAAUGGUUCAGCUUCCUCAUUCAACGGGGCCCUCGGGUUCCCAGGCCUGCAGAGAGGCUCGGAUCCCAUCUCGGCGAUAUCCCACGGCGGAAGUGAUAGCGCUCCAUCCAUGGAGAGGGAGAGCAGCGGCCAGCCGCUGCCCGACUUGGAGCAAUUGGCUGCCGAAAAAGGGGCACCUCUGGAUGUGGAUGAUCUGGACGAUGUGGGCUUCAAAGCAGCUUCUGCAAAAGGCUUGAUCGAAGAGAAGGAUAAUUUAGGCGAGGGUGCUGGGGGCGCAGUAACCAAGUGCGUGCUCAGAGGUGGAACGAAGGUGUUUGCUCUCAAGAUCAUCACAACGAACCCAGACCCAGAUGUCAAGAAACAGAUCGUGCGCGAGCUCAACUUCAACCGCGAAUGCGCAAGUGAUCAUAUCUGCAAAUACUACGGUGCUUUUGUGGAUGACAGCACCGGAACCAUCAGCAUUGCCAUGGAAUUCUGCGAAGGUGGAUCCCUGGAUUCUGUAUACCGCGAAGUCAAGAAAUUGGGCGGUCGAACUGGCGAGAAGGUCCUCGGCAAAGUCGCAGAAGGCGUCCUCAACGGCCUCACCUACCUUCACGCGCGUCGCAUCAUCCAUCGUGACAUCAAGCCGAGCAACAUCCUUCUCUGUCGUAACGGACAAGUCAAGUUAUGCGACUUCGGUGUUUCCGGCGAGUUCGGUACCAAGGGAGACGCUAACACCUUCAUCGGAACGUCAUACUACAUGGCGCCUGAGCGGAUCACUGGCCAAAGCUACACCAUCACCAGUGACGUGUGGAGCUUGGGCGUCACAUUGUUAGAGGUAGCGCAACACAGGUUCCCGUUCCCCGCCGAUGGUACUGAAAUGAACCCUCGCGCUGGGCUCAUUGACUUGCUCACUUACAUUGUGCGACAACCGAUUCCGAAGCUCAAAGACGAACCAGAGAACGGCAUCCGGUGGUCCGAAAACUUCAAGUAUUUCAUCGAGUGCUGGUAG